GGGCGUGGUGUAUCAUGGGAAAAAGUUUGUAAAUCACUUCUAACCUCCGCUGCUGCAAACUCGUGAUUGGAAGAAGAGACCAGCUGGCCUGGAAAGAGACAGUUUAACCUGUAAAAUUAAACAUAAUAAGAUUCAGUUUGCAUUUGUUUUUUCCGAUUUGCUGGCUAGUGAUGUCUGGAGAGAGGCUACCCAAGGGCUUCAGCUCAACCCCUCUCAAAGACUUCCAGCCAUCAAAGGGCUUUGGCGACGGAAUCCUAUCCGAUGAAGAAGACACUUUUUCUCUGCUUUCUCCAAUCUAUCAUGACAGCUUUGACAGUGACGAAGAAGACCUGAGAUCCAUCCCAGAUCAGCAGACCACUUCCCCCAGAGAGAGAGAUGACUCCAGGCUCAGUAUUUCACCAUUGAGGUGUGAGCUACCAAAAGCGAUUUCGGAGCAGCCUGCAGCUUCACCUACCCUCAGUGCGUGGGAAAUGUGGUUGGUGAAUAAAGCAAAAGAGGAGCGUCUUAAGCAGGAAAAGAAAGUAGAAAAGGAGCGCUUACUGAAGGAAAAAAAAGAAAAACAACAGCGGGAGCAGGAACAGAAAAAGCUCAUCAUGGACGAGAAGAUCCAAGAAUGGCUAAAACUUAAAACAGAACAGGAGAGACAUGAGCAACUUCUUAAACAAAGAAAGGAGGAGGAGGAGAUGCAGAGGCAGCAGGAAAGACGGAGGGAGACUGAACAGAAAGCUCAACAAAAGUACAAAGACUGGCUGCAAAGAAAGAACCAAGAAAAAAUAGAAAAGGAAAAGAAGGAGAAAGAAGAAGCCUCCCUGAAGGAGGAGCAGGAGAUGGAGCGGCGUAGGAGGGCUGAAGAGAAGUUUAAGGACUGGCUGGCAAAGGCGAAUGAAAAAAGCAAAGCUAGUCCCAAAAAGCCCAGCUAUCCAUCAAGUCCCUAUGACAAAUCCUACCCAUCGCCCAGUUUUGUCAAUCCAAUCCCCUGGAAGCCAAUCCAUGUCCCUCCUCCAGAACCAUCCUCCCUCGAGACAUCAAGCAAGAAACCUCUGAAACAGAGAAAAAGCCAACAGAGCCUCAGCGACACGUUUAGGCUGAGAAACACUCAGAGUCCAGCACAUUUGCAGCAGAGAAGAUGACACAGCAGCUUGACGUGUAUGACUGUGAUGCGGUAGCUUAGUUACAGGCUUAACUGUGAUUUCUGCACUGCCACAGCUUCUGAGCCAAGACUCUGCUGAGUCACACAAAGAUUUGUGUUCUCUUAAGGUGGUUGUGGUGAAGACGUAUUUGGUUUAUGUUUUUUUUUUUAAUUAAUGGAUUUAUUCAAAUCUUUAUAUGAUGUUUGUGUGACUAGAUAUUUAAAAGUCCAGAAUACAUUUUUCUGUACAUGUACGGCAAUACUUUUUUUAUUUGGAUAAAUGUGGCACAGUCAAA
Messenger RNA from Oreochromis aureus, 1425 nucleotides. RefSeq names its product coiled-coil domain containing 34 (gene ccdc34). The coding region runs from base 171 to 1130 and encodes 319 amino acids. NCBI's taxonomy places the organism in Eukaryota, Metazoa, Chordata, Actinopteri, Cichliformes, Cichlidae. The transcript is spliced from 7 exons. The record is from RefSeq and is a predicted model, not a curated record.